CCCACCCCAUUCUCUCUCCCUCUCUCUCUCUUCCACCCUUCAAAACAAAAGUCAAUCCCUCAACCUCUUACACCUUCAAACCACACCAUAGUUUUAGUGCCUAAUACACCCCCACAACACACACACACACCAAAGUACUUGUUUUCAUCCCAAACCAAAAAUGCAUGACAUAUGUCUGAACAUGCCACCAAUGGUUCAAACCUUCGACCCUGAGGACCUCUUCACAAGGCGCUGCAUAUGGGUGAAUGGACCUGUGAUAGUAGGUGCAGGCCCUUCAGGUCUUGCAGUGGCUGCAGGCCUCAAAGACCAAGGUGUCCCCUUCGUAAUCCUAGAGAGAGCAAACUGCAUUGCCUCUCUCUGGCAAAACCGCACCUACGAUCGCCUCAAGCUUCACCUCCCCAAACAAUUCUGCCAACUACCCAAUUUCCCUUUCCCUGAGGACUUCCCCGAAUACCCCACAAAGUUUCAGUUCAUAACCUACCUUGAGUCCUACGCCAAGCACUUCAACAUAGCCCCACAGUUCAAUGAAACAGUGCAGUCUGCGAAGUACGAUGAGACCUUUGGCCUGUGGAGGGUCAAGACCAUUAGGAAGAAGAAGGGUUUUGACUGUGAGGUUGAGUACAUUUGCAGGUGGCUUGUGGUUGCCACUGGUGAGAAUUCUGAGAAAGUGGUGCCUCGGUUUGAAGGGUUGGAGGAGUUUGGUGGACAUGUCAUGCAUGCUUGUGACUACAAAUCUGGGGAGGGUUAUGGUGGACAGAAAGUGCUUGUUGUUGGGUGUGGAAACUCAGGGAUGGAAGUCUCACUUGAUCUAUGUAACCACAAUGCAAAAACAUCUAUGGUUGUUAGAAGCUCAGUUCACGUGUUGCCAAGAGAAAUUUUUGGGAAAUCUACCUUUGAGGUUGCUGUGAUGUUGAUGAAGAGGCUGCCUCUAUGGAUGGUUGAUAAGAUAUUGCUGAUUCUGGUUCGUUUGAUUUUGGGGAAUGUUGAAAAAUAUGGUCUUAAAAGGCCUUCGGUAGGACCUUUGGAACUCAAGCACACUGCAGGGAAGACCCCUGUGUUGGACAUUGGGGCCCUUGAGAAGAUUAGAUCUGGCAAAAUCAAAGUGGUUCCUGGAAUCAGAAGGUUCUUGCCAGGGAAAGUUGAACUUGUUGAUGGCCAAGUUCUUCAGAUUGAUUCUGUGGUUCUUGCAACUGGGUACCACAGCAAUGUACCAUCAUGGUUAAAGGAGAAUGAUUUCUUUUCCAAUGAUGGGACUCCAAGAAACCCAUUUCCAAAUGGGUGGAAGGGCAAAGGUGGUCUCUAUGCUGUUGGGUUCACAAGGAGAGGCCUCUCUGGUGCUUCUUUGGAUGCAAUCAAUGUGGCUCAUGACAUCGCCAAGAGCUGGAAAGAGGAAACCAAACAGAAGAGGAAAACAGUGGCUGCACGCCAUAGAAGAUGCAUAUCACACUUCUAAUAAAGAGACUCAAACAUUUAGCCAUUCUUUUCUUAGCUUGUCUUCUGAUCAACCCAAAAUAAAAGUGGUAGCAAUUUCUGCCUUGCAUAUGGAGAAGACUUUUAUCGGUGUGUUUGAAUAUAAGUUUAAAAAAAAUUUAAAAUUUCUUUACCAAAAAUAUUUUUAUUUUUGGUAAAAUAAUUUUAAAAAUACUUAUAAUUUAUAUUCAAACAAGUUCUAAGUUAGAUCAACUUAAAACUCUCACUUUGAUGAUUUUUAUGUCUGGAUAGAGAUAGUCUUCAAGGGUAGUGAGGAAAAUCCUUGGUUAAAAAAAGUGACAAAACAUUAGAGGUCCUAAUAAAAAAAUAUAACAACGAGUCUCUAGUUAAGUUGUGGGAUAUAAAUUGCAAGGGUGCGAUCUCCCACCAUAAGCUUUGUUCCUUUUCUAUUACAUACUCUCUCUUCUUCUUGUAAGUUCUAAUAUAAAUCUCUCUAGAAAAAGGAGAAAAAAGAAGAAAAGAUUAGCCCUCUCCUUAAGGAAACCCACUAUUUGAAAAUAAUUUGGCUAUUAAUUUGUACAAAGGAUGAUGAGGCUUACUGUAUUUGCUUUUCUGUUUUUUCAAUGUAAUUGUUUAUUUGUUUUUUAGU
This is a messenger RNA of Cajanus cajan (pigeon pea), 2080 nucleotides long. Its product is annotated as putative indole-3-pyruvate monooxygenase YUCCA3. The record is from RefSeq and is a predicted model, not a curated record. Gene Ontology annotation, molecular function: N,N-dimethylaniline monooxygenase activity; NADP binding; flavin adenine dinucleotide binding. NCBI's taxonomy places the organism in Eukaryota, Viridiplantae, Streptophyta, Magnoliopsida, Fabales, Fabaceae.